AUGUCAGAAGAAAAUCCCCCUGAAAAAGAGCCAGUCCUCCAAGAAAGCAAAUAGGAACAAGUGCAACAACCUUCAAUAGAAGGAUAAAUUCAAUAGGAACAAUAAGUGAAAGAGGAUACCCAAAAAUAAGUCGAGAAUUAAGAAAACUAAGAAAAGAAGGAAAUAGCUACAGAAUAGAUUAAAUAAGACCAAGAGGUCAAGGAAAUCAUACAAGAAAAAUAAGAAGCAUCUGAGACCUCAGAAUAAAUCGUUUAGAAAGAAGCCGAAUCAGAUAUUACUAAAAAUGAAAAAACCAAUGAAGAAACUUAAGUUAAAGAGUAAGAAGAAAAAUAAGAAAUCGCUGAAAAGGGGGCAGAAACUACCACUCAAAAUUUGGAUAAUUUAUUCUUAAAAGCCGAUUAUAGUUUUCCUAUCGAAAUAAAAGUCUGUGAUCCUGUUUAAAAAAGUGGAGGUAUUUCAAACUAUGUAGUUUACACCAUCAAAGGAAAAGAUUGCUUUGGAGAUUUUGAAACACAGAGAAGAUUUAAUGAAUUCUUCACAAUUAGAGAAUUACUCUUAGCCAAAUGGCCAGGAUAAUAUGUACCCCCUAUUCCUGAGAAAUCUGUCAGUACGGGAUCAGAGAUCAUAAUGGAAAGGACAAGAUUGCUUAAUAUUUUUUGUAUGAAGAUGAUGUAGAUUAAGCAUCUCUAUUAUUCAGAAGAAUUUUAUGAUAUCUUUUUAAGGUCAACAAAUCCUGAUAUAAACAAGCAAAUUUCUUAGAUACCCAAGUAAAAUGUAUUUGCUUACACAGAUCGAUACAAGCAAGCAUUUUAAAUCAAUGAGAUUAAGGAAAUCUCACCCGAAAUGAUUAAGAAAAUGAGUGGGGUUUAAUCCUUUUUAAAAUUAUCCUAAGCCACUUUAGUCAAAUAAUUGGAAUAAACCAGAACUUUAAGUUCUAGUCGAAAAUAAUUGAAGGAAACAUUUUUCACAAUCUUUGGACUCAAUAUAUCUGAAUAUGAAAAGUAGAUUCUUCAAGAAUGGGUACCAUAAAAUAAAUUGAUAUUUGCUAACCCUGCUAAUACAGAUAUUUUAGAAUUAGCCAAAAAGAUUAGAGAUCCAAAUAACAAUUCUCUUGACAAAAUUUAAGACUUAAUCCUAAUAGAGUAAAGAGAUAUUGAAGCAUUUUUAUAAGCUUUUUAAACUAGAGAUUCUUUGAUGCAAUCCAAAUAAAAGGCUGAGUAAAAGCUGAGUGAAGAAUAAACAGAUUUAUACAAAAUUAUGAAAGGUAACUCAACAAUGAAGGGUUCUUUUAGUAAAUUAAGUCUUGAGGAGUAAAAGUAAAAAUUGGAAAUCUAAUUAAAUGAGACUCAAAAAGAGGUUGACUAAUAUAAACUAUUAUUUUAAUUGGUUACAGACGUGUUGACAUCCUAUACAAUUGACAAAUUUAAAAAAGACAAACAUUAGACUUACAAAUCUAUUCUGGCAGAUUUAGCUUAAUGCGAAUAGCAAUAUUUGGAUAUCCAAUAAUAAUUUUGGUCCAAAGUAGAAUAAGUGAUAACAUAAUGUUAAGAACCUUGAAAAUUUAUUCAUAAAUAGAAAAGUUUUAAUUUAAAUAAUCAUU
Messenger RNA from Paramecium tetraurelia, 1600 nucleotides. RefSeq lists its product as uncharacterized. Gene Ontology annotation, molecular function: phosphatidylinositol binding. The record is from RefSeq and is a predicted model, not a curated record. The transcript is spliced from 5 exons. Lineage: Eukaryota; Ciliophora; Oligohymenophorea; Peniculida; Parameciidae. Gene Ontology annotation, cellular component: endosome.